Molecule: messenger RNA, 765 nt
Organism: Verticillium alfalfae VaMs.102
Lineage: Eukaryota; Fungi; Ascomycota; Sordariomycetes; Glomerellales; Plectosphaerellaceae
Exons: 2
Coding region: 1-765 (254 amino acids)
Source: RefSeq, a predicted model, not a curated record
AUGCGUGCGUCUAAUUUCCUCGUCAGCGCGCUCGCCGCCGCCGGUCUGGCCUCGGCAUCCUGCAAGCCGUCCAACUGCGAAGCCACGAACGGCGUCGCGUUUGGGUGCCCGACCGUCGACAAGGCCUACGUCCGCGAUGCGUUCUUCCUCGGCGGGCGCACGGUGGCGCUGUCGGACGGCAACUACACGGUCGACCAGCUGUUCGUCGAGAAGCUGACGCCGGUCCGGGGCGUCACGCAGCCCAAGCCGCUCGUCUUCCUCCACGGCGGCGGCAUCUCGGGGGCGACGUGGCUCAACACGCCCGACGGGCGGCAGGGGUGGGCGUCGUACUUUGUGGACCAGGGGUUCCAGGUGUAUCUCGUCGACAUUGUGGCCGUCGGGCGGUCGGCCAACGCCGACACGACGACGUUCCCCAUGACGCCGGGCACGAGCAUUGAGAUUCUCGAGGAGGGCUUCUCGGCGGUCGAGCGGUUCAACACCGCAACUGCUUCCGCCGGGUCGAGCCGGCGCGGCAGCUGCCCAAGGUGGCGAGCGUGCCGUAAAAAAAAAAAGACGGGCGAGGCGAGCGUGCACAUCACGUACGACCACUGCAUCAUCGACUACCUCAAGCAGGUCGGCGGCAAGCCCGAGUGGAUCAAGCUCGAGGACCUCGCCAUCAGGGGCAACGGCCACUUUCUGCACCAGGAGCGCAACAGCGAGGAGAUUGCCGACGUGGUGCUGCAGUGGAUCAACAAGGCCGACGGCAAGGGCAAGGCGACACGGUGA